This is a messenger RNA of Linderina pennispora, 2367 nucleotides long. Its product is annotated as phosphatidylinositol 3-kinase. Gene Ontology annotation, cellular component: phagophore assembly site; endosome; phosphatidylinositol 3-kinase complex, class III, type II. The record is from RefSeq and is a predicted model, not a curated record. Gene Ontology annotation, biological process: autophagy of peroxisome; phosphatidylinositol-3-phosphate biosynthetic process; autophagosome assembly. Lineage: Eukaryota; Fungi; Kickxellomycota; Kickxellomycetes; Kickxellales; Kickxellaceae. The transcript has 2 exons. The coding region runs from base 1 to 2367 and encodes 788 amino acids. Gene Ontology annotation, molecular function: 1-phosphatidylinositol-3-kinase activity.
AUGCUUGAAGAGCAUUUUCAGCAGAUCGGCUUAGAUAGCGACACAGGACUUGACCAGGCCUCGGAGCCUCUGCUCUUUAUCACAGCCCAGCUGUGGAGCUCCGAUAUCCCGCAGUCAUUGCCGCUGCAGACAAAAUACAAGGCCAAGGCGCACACAGACGGAUGGAACGAGUGGGUAAGGUUCCCGACGAAGUACAACGAACUGGCGGUGGACGCGUGCAUAAUAGUGACGCUCUGGCAGCAAGAGGCGCUGUGGAAGGUUGCACACUGCGGGACAUGCCGGAUCCAGCUGUUUGCAGAUGAUAGCGAACUGGUGCAGGGAAACCAAAGGCUGCAGCUGAUACCGAAAGAGCACACUGGUUUGGGUGCGGAGCCAUUGGAGUACGAUAGGUUGUUUGCGGCAGUGCGUCGAUACGAGGACGGGGAUAUGCAGAGAGUUGACUGGCUCGACACGCUGACCAUGCAGCGGAUUGAGGAGACUGAGACGACAGAGAGGAGGCAAUCAGGCAGGCUGUAUAUCCAUAUGUCGUUCCCCAAGUUUGAUUUUGCAGUAGUAUUUGGCGAGAGUACGCUAGAUGACCCGAUAACAAAGCUGACAGCACAGCCCAAAUACAGCCUGGUGUUUGACCCUGAAGCGUACCGCGACAACCCGUCCGAAACCAAGCACCGCAGACUGCUGCGCGGAUACCGCAGCGGACCCCUGGAUCGCGAGCUGAAGCCCAACGCAGCCUUGCGCGACCAGCUCAACACAAUCGUGCGGUAUGCGCCGAGCCAGCAGCUGACGGAUGCGGAAAAGGACCUUGUGUGGAAGUUCCGGUUCUACCUGGCGACGAACAAGAAGGCGCUGACAAAGUUUGUCAAGUGCGUGGACUGGCGCGAUCCGAUAGAGUCCAAGCAGGCGACAAAGCUGCUGGCGGAAUGGGCGGAGAUUGAUAUCGACGAUGCGCUAGAGCUGCUGGGUGCCGAGGUCACAGAUUACGCGGUGCGUGUGUACGCCGUGUCGAAGCUGCGCAAGGCGAAUGACGACGAGCUGAUUGUGUAUCUGCUGCAGCUGGUGCAGGCGAUUCGAUUCGAGUACCAGGGGGCGGGAGCUGCUGCGCCUGGCAGGCUGCAGCAACAGCAGAGUGCAGCAAAUCUGCACGAGUCGAGUCUGGCCGAUUUCCUGCUGGGUCGUGCGUUGCAGAACACGACUCUGGGCAACUUCUUCUACUGGUACCUGAUGGUGGAGUGCAAGGACCGGUCGAUGGGCAAGAUCUACGGCAAGAUUGUGUUCCAGUACGUUAAGGCACUGUCAGAUGCGCAGGCGGGUGCCAACACGCAGAGCACGUUUGAGCGGCAGAGCAAGCUGGUGGGCGACCUGGCGCGCGUGUCGGGUCUGGUGCAGCAGCUGAAGGAAACACGCACACGCAAGGUCGACUGGCUGCGGGCGUACCUUGCCGACCCCAGGCACGGGCUGAAUUCGUUCCCGGCGCUGUCGCUGCCGCUGGAUCCGUCGGUGCAGGUGGUUGGGAUCCAGGCGGACAAGGCCUCAGUGUUCAAGAGCACAAUGAUGCCGCUGUUCCUGCACUUUGUAUGCUCUGACGGGUCGCUGUAUCCGGUUAUAUUCAAGUCGGGCGACGAUAUGCGGCAGGACCAGCUGGUGGUGCAGAUCAUCACGCUGAUGGACCGGCUGCUGCGCAAAGAGAACCUUGAUCUGCACCUGACGCCGUACCGCGUGCUGGCGACGGGCGUCGACCAGGGGCUCUCUCAGUUUGUUGCGUCGCAGUCGCUGGCGGCAGUGCUGGUGGAGAACAACAACAGCAUUCUGGCGUACCUGCGGAAGACCAGCCCGGAUCCGUCGGCGCCCAACGGCGUGUCCCCCGAAGUCAUGGAGACGUAUGUCAAGAGCUGUGCUGGCUACUGCGUGAUCACGUACCUGCUGGGAGUGGGCGACCGACACCUGGACAACCUGCUGUUGGCGCCAGACGGCCACAUGUUCCAUGUGGACUUUGGGUAUAUCUUGGGCCGCGAUCCAAAGCCGUUCCCGCCGCCCAUGAAGCUAUGCAAGGAGAUGGUGGAGGCGAUGGGCGGCAUGGAGUCGGUGGCAUACCAGCGGUUCAAGUCGCACUGCUUUGUGGCAUUCAGCAUUCUGCGCAAGUCGGCGAACCUGAUACUGAACUUGUUCUCGCUGAUGCGGUACUCGGAUAUCCCCGAUAUUGCGGUUGCGCCCGACCAGGCUGUGGCCAUGGUGCAGGACAAGUUCCGGCUGGAUCUGUCAGAAGAGGAGGCGAUGCGGUUCUUCCAGACAUUGAUAAACGACAGUGUGCGCGCGCUGUUCCCACAGGUCAUCGAAACCAUUCAUAGAUGGGCGCAGUACUGGCGUGCAUGA